CGGAGAAGAGGGAGUUAACGUGCGGGGUCGCGCGCACAGCUGCGUGCGAGGGCCCGCCGCAUCGCUGCCUUUUGUUUACGCUCAAACAUGCGCGAGCUGUAGCAUAAGAGCCACGUAGCGCGCGAGGGAACCACGUGAAGCACGUCGAGGGGGCGUUUGCACACCGUUGCGCUGAUAAUGAUCCUGUGGAUGUUGCUCAGUGCUGCUCUCUCUGCUGAUUACUCCUUUGCAGUAAUGGAUGAGGAGCAGAAGGUUGUGUGUUCGGGGAAGGAUUUUAGCCUCCCUGUUCAGUCGAGACUGAGAGUGGUGCUCUUCAGUCCGAGGUUUUCUCCAGGGUCUACAAGAGUGGUGCUGGAGAACAACAAGGUGAUGGACCCCAGGUAUGAGUGGACAGGUGACAAGAUGUUAUUGUUAAAGGAAGUGACAGAAAGAGACCAGGGCCUCUUUAAACUGAAGAUGUCAUCUGGAACCAUCUACAGGAAGAUUCGGCUCACUGUUGUAGACUGCAUCAAGAGCUUCAGCCUCUUCUAUGGCGAUGACUUCAAGAUUGACAUUUCCCAUGGAGGCGCUGUGAUUGAGUUCUCCCCCGAGGGAUCCCAAUCGUUUCCUCAGUCGCUCAUCCUGUGGAACAGCUCGGUGCCUUGGGAGAGCCAGCGGGGGAGGGGAAGCGUCAAGGGCGGACACUGGAUCCUGGAAGGAGUGACUCAGGCGGACCAGGGGAACUACACUCUGAGAGACGGGAGCAGGCAGCUUCUGUCGACGGUCCGUCUGAAUGUUGGAGAGCAUUCCUUCAGUUUCACUUACUUCACUGGUGAAUCUCUUAUCCUCCCUCUGUUCCUGCCUUUCUCUAAAGCCCACCUAUCCUUUAUCCCUUCCUCUACCUCAUCGCACUCCUUCGCUGGGCACCGCGCCACCGUCCUGCUGGUGCGAGACGGACAGGUCGUCACAAAGGAGGAGCGGUACAAAGGGCAGCUGACAUUAGCCCAGGUCGAUGAUGCCAACGAGAUUGUUAUCGCGCAGCUGAGGCUUGAAGACAGUGGGGUGUAUGAGAUUCGAGACAGGGAGGGAAACCUUGUGUCCUCCACCUGGCUGGAGGUUGUUAAAAAGCCAAAGUGGAAAGCAAAUUUUAAGUCCAUAGCAGCCCCAUUAAGUGGGUUUGGGUUUGUGGCCCUCAUCAUUUACUUCAAGAAAAAGUAUUCCUCGUGGAAUAUGAAGAACAGAAAUGCUCAAAGGAAUCAGAAUAUGACAGCCUUCAGUCCUCAUGUAUACAAUGAGGCCUACAGUCAUCCAAACCCAGAGAGUUUACCAGGUCAACCACAGUGGAGCGAACCACUUGUUAACUGGAGCAAUGGUUCUAUGAAUGCAGCCUACACUCCUGUGCUCAGUGGUGCGUAUGGACCUCCAGCCGCAACAGAGGUAGAAGAAGAGAGUGCAAGUAGAAGUGAGACUGGCACCACUACACUCGUUUCUCGCACUGAAGAGACGGAGAGAGAGAGGACGACGACGACGAUGACGACGUCCAUUACUCUUCCGGUGAACUCCGACUGUUUACACUCCUCCGACUCAUGUGCCCAGUUCCAGAUUGAAAAAGAGGAGAAGGAGCCAGGGAAGGAAGGGAAAGAGUACUUUUCUGCACUGCCGCUCAACACAGAUACAUCUCAGAGCUGCAGUGUGUACACUUCUGACAAGCUGAACUUUUUAUAGGAGAUGAGAACUCGAGGAAGUCAAGGGG
Molecule: messenger RNA, 1732 nt
Organism: Scleropages formosus (Asian bonytongue)
Lineage: Eukaryota; Metazoa; Chordata; Actinopteri; Osteoglossiformes; Osteoglossidae
Exons: 11
Coding region: 178-1704 (508 amino acids)
Source: RefSeq, a predicted model, not a curated record